Molecule: messenger RNA, 551 nt
Organism: Chelonoidis abingdonii (Abingdon island giant tortoise)
Lineage: Eukaryota; Metazoa; Chordata; Testudines; Testudinidae
Source: RefSeq, a predicted model, not a curated record
AUGACAGAGAAAGUUCAUGAAGAGAUUGACCGUGUGAUUGGUCGAAGCCGAAGCCCCUGCAUGGCGGAUCGAAGCCAGAUGCCCUACACAGAUGCUGUGAUACAUGAAAUCCAGAGAUACAUCAAUCUUGUCCCAUUAGGUUUGCCACAUGCCGUGACUAGAGAUGUUUAUCUCAGACAGUACCUCAUUCCCAAGGGCACCACGAUAUUCCCUGCACUGAAGUCAGUUCUAUAUGACAGAAGGGAAUUCCCAAACCCAGAGCAAUUUAACCCAGGACAUUUCUUGGAUGAAAAUGGUGCCUUUAAGAAAAGUGACUACUUCAUGCCUUUUUCUGCAGGGAAGCGGAUUUGCGUGGGAGAGGGUCUGGCUCGGAUGGAGAUAUUUUUGAUACUGACAACGAUUUUGCAGAACUUUACAUUGAAACCUGUCAUUGAUCCCAAAGACAUUGAUAUAACUCCACAGUCGAGUUUUGUGUCAAAUGCACCAAAAUCAUUCCAGCUCUGUGUUCUUCCUCGAUAAAGACAAUGAAAAGUCACCUCAAUACCUUAGAC